Molecule: messenger RNA, 4942 nt
Organism: Oncorhynchus mykiss (rainbow trout)
Lineage: Eukaryota; Metazoa; Chordata; Actinopteri; Salmoniformes; Salmonidae
Source: RefSeq, a predicted model, not a curated record
CACUUCCUUGUUUUUAUGUCAGCUGUCAAAUUCAAUUGACGCGCGAAAUAAGCAAAACAAAACAGAAAUGUCACAGUCGGGGUGUCCUCUUGGUGACAGAAUCCUAGUAGGUUACAUUUUACCCGAAAAGAAGGUUAAAAACCCCGAAAAUGACGACUCUGAUUGGGAAGAUGAUGAGGAGGAAGAAGAUGCACAGCCGGAUUUUCUGGAUAUGAAAGAGAUGGACAGCGUUAGUUCAGGAGGACAUGUGUUUAAUUCCUCCGUACCGGGCCGAAACGAAGUUGAUUUCCUGGACAGCGUGUCUGGUAAGAGAUGCAGAGUAAUGGGCCGGUUCAGUCUGAAGGACCCGUGGUGGGAGGCUACCUGCACGACCCGCGCUGCCAAGGGCAAGCUGGUGCUACGGGGCUACCCUGCCUACCGCCUUCGCUCAGACCUCCAGGGAGACCCGGACCACUCUGUCCUGUCUCUGUUCCUCACCGCCUGCGGCGUGGACGCACAGUUUGUCGUCCCCUUCUUUGCUUGGCUGCCGAUGGGAAGGAAGGUGGAGUUUGCUAACUUGCAGGAAGUUCUGGCUGAGUUUGAGGAAGGAGAGCAGCACAGGGCUUUGGCACAGCAGAUUAAAGCCUUGGUCUCUGUUUCAGUUGCAGGGAUGCGCGUGACUGCUGCCUCUCUGUACCCCCAUGUGAUGAGAUACCUGCCUACCCUACUGCCAGGGCGCUUCACAGAGCUCCUGAGUCGGGGAAAGAAAAGCCAAAAACAUCCUGCGGCACAGGGUGCUACACAGAUAGAGGAGGAGGAAGAGGAGGAUCUCAGCUUGCUGGCCAAAAUAGAGGAGAUGAUCAAGACGGACGUCUGGAAGCUGGGCUUUAACUAUGUUAUGUACAAGGAGUUGAAGGUGGUCCAUUGCGAGGCUCAGCUGAGAUCCUUCCAUGAGUGUAAACUCUUCCAAGAGAUCCCUCUGAAGCAGCGUAACGCCCUGCGAGUCUACGACUCUCUGAAGAACCACUGCUGCAGGACGGGCAGUACCUACACGGAGCUCCCCACCCUGUGUGACGAGGUCAGGAGAGGGUGUAGCUCCGUGAUGGAGGUGGAGGUGUGGGACGCAGUCCACUUCCUCAAAGAGCUGGGCGUCGUGGUACGGGAUCGCCAGAAGGUGGCGCUGCAGAACCUGCAUUCUUAUGAGACUGGGAUAGCUGAGUGCCUACGCUGUCUGGUGCAGGAAGAGCCCUGGGUUAUACCUCUGGAUGUCAUAGAGGUGCUGACUGCUUCAGCUCUGGAGAGGCUGAGGAAGACGGGAGGGGAUGGAGGGAGUAGGGAGGAUCAAGGUGAAGUGGACUCCGACGCAGAGCGGAAGGCUGAUGAGCUGAAUGAAAGGUGUGAUAUGGAUGGCAGCGCUGCAGAGACCGACCGUACUAGUGCUGCUGUUAGAACAGCCAGCGGAUACUCUGUCCCAGACCACAUCAAACCUGAACCAGCCCCUACAGACCAGGGCCCUCCAGUAGAUUUAGACCCAGACCAGGGCCCUCCUCCAGUAGAUUUAGACCCAGACCAGGUACGUGCAGCAGAGAUGAUCUGCUUCAAUCCAGUGACGGUGAUCAGCGGUAAGGGGGGCUGUGGUAAGACAACGGUGGUGAGUCUGGUGUUCAAGGCCGCCUUGCAGCAGAGCCCAGAGAAGGAGGUCAGGAAGGCAUGCUGGGACUUUGAAAAUGACUCCUUGGGGUCUGAGGCGUGGGAGGAAGCCGAUGCGUGGGAGGAAGAAGCCCUGUCGAAGAGUCUCCUCUCUCAGUUAGAGGGGGAGGUAAAGGACGAGAAGAAGAAGUCGUCGUCGUGGGUUUUACAGGGAGAGGACGAGGUGUUACUAACAGCACCGACAGGGAGAGCUGCGUCUCUGCUCACCAAGAGGACCUGCUUCAAGGCCUACACCCUGCACCAGGUAGUGUGGAGUUUCAUGCAGGCCAAGAAAGACCCCAACGGGGCUCCUGAGGAGUGGAAGUUUGCGUCUGUGCGCGUGUUGGUGGUGGACGAGGGCAGUCUGGUGUGUGUUCAGCUCCUCCACUCCGUCCUCACCAUGCUCACCAAACACGCACAGCUCAGGAAGUUCGUCAUCUUGGGUGAUGUGCGUCAGCUGCCCAGUAUCCAGCCAGGAAACACCUUGUACGACCUGUUCCACAGUCUGGGCCGAGCCCAUUGGGCCAUCGAGAUGAGGACCAAUCACAGAGCUGAGUCUCAACUCAUCGUCAACAACGCCGGACAAAUUGCAGAGAUGGGGAUGAAUCGUAGUUUCAGACCGCUCCACUACGACGCCAUCUUGGAUCUGAAUGGAAGUUACACCAUGCCCUCUGAAGACAAGAGGUUCAUCCUCAUCCUGCUGCCCAACACCGACUCUGACUAUGACCUUCAGGUGGCUAUCGAACUACUAUUGAAAGCAGCUCCAGGACUGAGGAAUGACGCCACGUCACAGUUCAUUGCCUUCAGACGGAAGGAGUGUGUCUUGAUCAAUGAGCUUUGCUGCAAACAUUACUGCGACCACCGUACCAAAAACAACAAGAACCGACUAGAUUUCCAGCCGAGAGAUAAAGUCUGCUGUACAAAGAACGGCUACGUCACAGACAGGAACAAGGAAGUGUCUCCCGAAGAAGAGGACUUGGAGAACAGCUACGUAUCUGACACGGACAGGACCAAGCGGAGACUUCCUGGUCUGGACGGAGGGGAGAGACGGAGAGGGAACGGGGCCACACAGAGAGACGGAAGUGGUGACAAAAUGAAAACUAAAGAGAAGAAUAAAGAGCGUCUGUGUAACGGAGAGAUAUUCUUCAUUAAACAUGACGUGACAGAGGAGGAGGCGGGCUCACAGCGGAGCAGGAAGCAGAGGUACUUGACUCUGGAUGAUGGUGACGGACGGAUGCUGUGUGUUUCCUUCAGGGAGCUGCAGAGAGAAUGUAAACUGCAACACGCCUGGGCUAGGACCAUACACACCUUCCAGGGGUCGGAGACCGAGACGAUUGUGUACGUGCUGGGUAACGGUAGCGUCCAGACGUGGAAACACGUGUACACGGCUGUGACACGGGGACAGAAGCGUGUAUAUGUCAUAGCCAAGCAGGAGGGCAUGGCCUCGGCCAUCAAGAGACGCAUCAUCCCACGUAACACCCGGCUGGGAACCCUGGUCAAAGAGCUGUUGGUCCAGCCUGGGGCUGAGGGGCAGGACCAACCAGACCAGAACCAACCACAGCCGGGCACACCUCGCAGGGCAGCCCCAGGCUUCGGGCCUACACAGACCACUCCUCUGGCCUCACAGACACCUAGCGGGUCUCUAAGGACCCCCUACAAAACCCCUAUAGCAGCACCCAGACUCAUUUCUACGCCCAGCCUAGCAGUCCCACUUCACGCCAAUCGUGUCCAGUCCCACUCUACGUCGGUCCUACCCAGGAAGCUGUGGAGAAAUGAGCCUCCAACAGCUCCUCAGGCAGAUGCCUCAGACACCUCUCUAAUGGACGACAUCACUUUCAGUCAGGCAUAUACCUGGUCGCCUAUGAACAGCAGCUCUGAGGACCCCUCUCAGGAGCAGCCUGGGUCGUGUGAGGAGGAAGAGGAAGGGAUCGAGAUGGAGGCUAGCAGCAGCGCUGUAGAGGAUGGACACAUGGGGAAGGGUUCACAUUUAGCUGCUCGGUCUGGGGUUGAGAGCACCCCUUCCAAGAGGACGCUCAGUCCUGACAGUGAGAAACAGAAUGUAACUCCUCAUAAACAGAUCAAGGUGGAGCCAUUCGAAUCACCGCUGGGCUGUUCCAGACUGCAGCAGCUCGCCCUCUGCACGCCCACCUCCCACGGCAAGCGGCUUUUCCAAGGUCCACCCUCCGAUCAGGACUGGAUGUCUUCUCUCCCUGACCCAUUGAAACCAGGAUAUCUUAUGAUUGAUGGCCACUACUGCAUUGAUACCAGGAUAUCUUAUGAUUGAUGGCAACUACUGCAUUGAUACCAGGAUAUCUUAUGAUUGAUGGCCACUACUGCAUUGAUACCAGGAUAUCUUAUGAUUGAUGGCCACUACUGCAUUGAUACCAGGAUAUCUUAUGAUUGAUGGCAACUACUGCAUUGAUACCAGGAUAUCUUAUGAUUGAUGGCCACUACUGCAUUGAUACCAGGAUAUCUUAUGAUUGAUGGCCACUACUGCAUUGAUACCAGGAUAUCUUAUGAUUGAUGGCAACUACUGCAUUGAUACCAGGAUAUCUUAUGAUUGAUGGCCACUACUGCAUUGAUACCAGGAUAUCUUAUGAUUGAUGGCCACUACUGCAUUGAUACCAGGAUAUCUUAUGAUUGAUGGCCACUACUGCAUUGAUACCAGGAUAUCUUAUGAUUGAUGGCCACUACUGCAUUGAUACCAGGAUAUCUUAUGAUUGAUGGCCACUACUGCAUUGAUACCAGGAUAUCUUAUGAUUGAUGGCCACUACUGCAUUGAUACCAGGAUAUCUUAUGAUUGAUGGCCACUACUGCAUUGAUACCAGGAUAUCUUAUGAUUGAUGGCCACUACUGCAUUGAUACCAGGAUAUCUUAUGAUUGAUGGCCACUACUGCAUUGAUACCAGGAUAUCUUAAUCAAAUCCUAUUUUAUACGUCAUAUGCACGGAAUACAAGUGUAGACCUUACCAUGAAAUGCUUACUUACAAGCCCAUAACCAAUAAUGCAAUUUUAAUUAAAGAGUUAAGAAUGAUAUUUACUAAAUAAACUCGUUUUUUUAAAAGUAACGCAAUAAAAUAAAAAUAGUGAGGUUAUAUACAGGGGGUACCGGUACCGAGACAAUGUGUAGGGGGGUAGAGGUUAGUCGAGGUGAUUGAGGUAGGUAGGGGUAACGUGACUAUGCAUAGAUAAUAAUGAGUAGCAGUAGUCAAGGUGAUUGAGGUAGGUAGGGGUAACGUGACUAUGCAUAGAUCAUAGAGAGGAGCAUUAGUGGG